Messenger RNA from Sycon ciliatum, 2054 nucleotides. RefSeq names its product ERO1-like protein beta. The record is from RefSeq and is a predicted model, not a curated record. Gene Ontology annotation, molecular function: protein-disulfide reductase activity; thiol oxidase activity; FAD binding. Gene Ontology annotation, cellular component: endoplasmic reticulum membrane; endoplasmic reticulum. Bases 203 to 1591 code for a protein of 462 amino acids. The transcript is spliced from 16 exons. NCBI's taxonomy places the organism in Eukaryota, Metazoa, Porifera, Calcarea, Leucosolenida, Sycettidae. Gene Ontology annotation, biological process: protein folding in endoplasmic reticulum.
UCGACUCGACUGUUGUUUCGAAAUAAUUCAUUCAGCCACAGACAGUCAGUCGAUCACCAGAAACUCUACAGACUUGUACACCUGUUCUUCAUGCUUUGUUGCUUUGCGAAGUUCUGGAUCGCUUCCCUUACAUUUGUGAUAUCUUUGUGCUUGCUUUCGUUCCGAUCUCAGUGGUUUGCUCUUCGAUGAUGAUAGUGUUGAAAUGGGUAACGUUAGAAUACAUGUGACGUAUGCAGCGAUAUUGCUGUGCUUUCUGCUGCCAAUCUCAUCGUCAGUCGGAUAUUAUCGUCGGCAGCUGAAGAGAUCUGUGAACACAGAGUACUGCUUCUGUGAGCUCAACGGGAAGGUAGAUGAAUGUUGCUGUGAUGUAGAAGCUGUAGAGGAGCUUGUUGACAAGCUGCACCCGCAACUGCAGAAGUUGCUUCUUUCGCCGUACUUCCGCUUCUUCCGGAUUGCUUUGGACCGUCCUUGUCCAUUCUGGACGGAGAAUGGCGGCUGUGUGUUGAAGGGUUGUUCUGUAUCACCCUGUGAUGAGAAAGAUGUCCCGACGGGGAUCAAGGCGCAGAGUAUUGAUGGCGCUCGAUUUGCCGGAAAAGUAAAUGGUGUUCCAUCCUGCUCAAGGGAACAAGAGCUGAGCAGUGUUGACGGCACAAUAAGUGACACCAAUCGCCGGGUGUUCAGUGAAUGGAGGAGACACGACGCAAGCGACUCGUUCUGCCAUUUGGAUGAGGAGAACUCCACACACCUAGAGUAUGUCGACUUGACCAUCAAUCCGGAGAGGUAUACUGGCUACAGGGGUGAAUCCACGCAUCGUAUCUGGAACGCUAUUUACCGGGAGAACUGUUUCCGGCCAAAGUCAGCACCGGCCGCCAUGCCCUUCAUUCCAUCCAGCAUGCUGAGUAGUCUGUGUCGUGAGAAGAGAGCAUACUAUCGCAUCGUGUCUGGUUUGCAUGCCAGCAUCAACGUCCACCUGUGCGCCAAGUAUCAAUUAGGCCUGGCAGAAGAAUUUGGCCCGAACCAGGAGGAAUUUGCAAAGCGCUUCGACCCAUCCACAACGAAUGGUGAAGGUCCACAGUGGCUGAAGAACCUCUACUUCACCUUCCUGAUGGUGCUGAGGGCCGUCAUCAAGGCGGAGAACCUGUGGCGCUCCGAGCUGUUCUACACAGGUGAUGGCAAAGUCGACAGGUUCGUCAAGGAGCAAGUCACACGCAUUCUGGCGAGUACACACUCCUGUCCAAGUACUUUUGAUGAGACGAUGAUGUUCACUAGCGAAUCAGCACCUCACCUCAAGCGAGAGGUUCAGUCUCACUUCAAGAAUAUCUCACUGAUCAUGGAUUGUGUUGGUUGUCAACGGUGUCGACUCUGGGGCAAAUUGCAGGUUCAAGGUCUCGGAACUGCCAUGAAAAUCUUGUUUAACGGCGAGCAGUACUCCAGCGGGCUGGGUGGUGCUCUCCAAAGAACCGAAAUAGUAGCACUCUUCAACACUUUAGGACGGUUGGCGGACAGUAUAAAUUCAUUGAAAGUAUUUAGACGACCGAAUGGGGAUGCCGGCAAGCCCCGGCAGCAUGCUGACAAAACCACUGAGCUUUGAAGUUGACAGCACACGUACUAUCUAUGAGCAUUGACAUUCUACUUUGUAGCCAUUGAUAUAAACCCGAGCUAUUUUCUACACAGUUUAAAUACCUUUGACAAUAUUAUUUGGCGAAUAAAGAGUUGUGUAUUACUUUCCCAAAAUUUCUCUGCACCUCUUGCUCUCCUGUGCGCCGCCUUUACGUUCUCAACGGCGUGCCUCUGCCAUUCUGUUCUGCUUAUUCUGUUCUGCCAUUCUGUUCUGCUAGCGGGUCUUAGCAAUCAUAUUUUUAUCGUUUCAUGAGAAAGUGUGCUGUGAUUUGGCCUGGCCUCUUUUUGAGAACAAAACAAACAAAUCCUGGUAAAUUAUUGCCCUCGUACACCUGCUGCACUGACUGAUGAUUAUGUAAGGCUGGUGGUGCAAGCACUGUACUUGACUGUACUGUACUGGCACAUGCACAAUCAAUGCCCACCUUCUUAUUGAA